Messenger RNA from Naegleria lovaniensis, 495 nucleotides. RefSeq lists its product as uncharacterized. Lineage: Eukaryota; Heterolobosea; Eutetramitea; Acrasida; Naegleriidae. Gene Ontology annotation, molecular function: Hsp70 protein binding. Gene Ontology annotation, biological process: protein refolding. Gene Ontology annotation, cellular component: cytoplasm. The record is from RefSeq and is a predicted model, not a curated record. The coding region runs from base 1 to 495 and encodes 164 amino acids. The transcript is spliced from 2 exons.
AUGAUCGGAUCGUGUUGUUUCUGUGCAGAUCGUAAUUUCUAUGAAAUCCUAAACGUUCCAAAAGAUGCAGAUUUAAGAGAUAUAAGACAUGCGUAUCACAAGAUAUUGCGAAACAGAGACAGAAGAGAGGAUAGACAUAGACCAACUCGACAUUUUCAAGAUGUUCUUCAUGCGUAUCAAGUUCUUUCCGAUGAAAAGAAGAGAAAAAUAUAUGACAAGUUUGGAGAACGAGGUCUUCGUGAAGGGAUGAAUCUACCAGUGGAGGAAGAAGAGAGUGGGGAGGUUUCUGUGAACAAGAUGACAUCACCUGAGAAGAAUACGAUUUCACAAAGCUCUUUGAAUGACUAUAAUGGACCUACCACUUUCCAAGCACUGAUGAUGGUUGUGGGAAUCAUUGUACUUGUUGUUUUCUUCAUGAAAAGAUCAUCUAAAAGCAAAACUUCAGUCACACCUUCAACUCCUAAAGAAGAUGUGUAUUGGGAUAAAGUUCUUUAA